Abrus precatorius (Indian licorice) is the source of this 1638-nucleotide messenger RNA. RefSeq names its product nodulation-signaling pathway 2 protein-like. Bases 1 to 1638 code for a protein of 545 amino acids. Lineage: Eukaryota; Viridiplantae; Streptophyta; Magnoliopsida; Fabales; Fabaceae. Gene Ontology annotation, biological process: regulation of DNA-templated transcription. Gene Ontology annotation, cellular component: nucleus. The transcript has a single exon. The record is from RefSeq and is a predicted model, not a curated record. Gene Ontology annotation, molecular function: DNA-binding transcription factor activity; sequence-specific DNA binding.
AUGAUGCAACCAGAGAUUCUUCAGUCCCCAUGGUUGUUCUAUGAAGACAUGAGCUCAACUUUUGAUCAAGUUGUUGAGUCCUAUGGUCUCACCAUGGAUGACCAUGUUGGUGAUUGUGGAUCCUAUGGCUUCACUGGGGACGACCAUGUUGAUGACUGUGGUCUAUUAUUAAGUACUCUAUUGAGCACACAAGAGGAUACUGCUUCUGAAGUCUGCUCCAUCCCCUUUCCUUCCUCCCCUAUAUUCCCUAAUGAUCAUGUCCAAUACCCAAUUGAUGAAGAAACCUUGCAACUUCCAUCAUUGAUGGAGUUGGAUGAUUUUGAUUCCAUUUUAAGUACACAAAUUAAUGGUAUUCAAGGGCAUGAAUACCUAGGAGAAAGUGAAGGAAGUUUCCCUUUACAAAAUUUGUCAAGUGAGGUACCACAUGAUGCAUGGAGUCCUACCCCAUCAGUGAUGUCAGAGUUGUCCACAAUUCAAACAUCACUAACCUUGCCACAAGAAAACAUGGAAAUUGACAACCAUGUUAGCCUUCCACACUUGAUGGAAGCUUGUGGAGAAGCCUUGGAGCAAGGACAAAAAGCACUAGUUGAAGUGAUCUUGAGGUGCAUGAGCAAAAAAGCUAGCCCACUUGGUGAAUCUCUAGAGCGCCUUGCAUUCUACUUGUCUCAAGACACAUCAAAUCAUGGAGAGUAUCUCAAAGGGGAGGCCUUCAAGAACUUUGAGGCCGCUUUGAGAGCAUUCUAUCAAGGGCUCCCAAUUGGAAAAAUUGCUCACUUUGCAUCUAUUUCAACAAUUCUAGAAGCUAUACCUGAAGAUUGUGAUGCCAUACACAUAGUAGAUUUUUGUAUUGGACAUGGUGUUCAGUGGCCUCCAAUGAUUGAGGCUAUUGCACACAAGCACAAAACAUUGAAAUUGACAUCAAUCAAAUGGGGUGAUGAAAGCUCUGAAUGUGUUUCUACUCCAUGCAAUUUUGAGGAAACUAGAAGACAGCUCUAUGAGAAUGCCAAAUCUUGUGGUUUGAAGUUGAUAGUAGAGGAGAAAGGAGUGGAGGAACUAGUUAUUGAGAUUAAAAAAAUUAACAAAAAGGGUGGGAGAAAAGUGUUUUUGGCCUUCAAUUGCAUGAUGGGUCUUCCACAUAUGGGAAAGGUAAUGAGCAUAAGACAUGCCUUGGAGUUUCUACGGGUAGCUAAGGAUUUGAUCAACAACUCUGGCAACAGGGGGAUUAUCACUUUUGGAGAUGGUGGAGCUUUUGAGAAAGUGAAAAAUAGUUUGAAUUUCAGAUCAUUCUUUGAUGGACAUUUGGUGCAUUACCAAGCCUUGUUAGAAUCAAUGGAAUCACAUUUCCCAACUUGUUUCUCAGAAGCAAGAAUUGCCAUGGAGCAGUUGUUUUUGCAACCUUGUAUCUCUUUUCUUGAUUGGUUACAAACAUGGGAGGAGAUGAAAAGGGAUUGCCACCUUGAGGCAGAGAUUAGCUUAGAGGGUUGCAAAUUGAGCAAAAAUAUUUUAAUGGAAGUCAGAGAAGUGUUAAGAGGAAGUGAUGGUUCGUACCAGGCCAAGAUUGAAGGACAAAAUUUUAAUGAACUAGUUUUGGAAUGGAAAGGAACUCAACUAUUAAGAUUUUCAUCUUGGAAAAACUAA